Botrytis sinoallii is the source of this 1062-nucleotide messenger RNA. RefSeq lists its product as uncharacterized. The record is from RefSeq and is a predicted model, not a curated record. Gene Ontology annotation, molecular function: G-protein beta/gamma-subunit complex binding; GTPase activity; G protein-coupled receptor binding. The coding region runs from base 1 to 1062 and encodes 353 amino acids. The transcript has 4 exons. Gene Ontology annotation, biological process: G protein-coupled receptor signaling pathway. Gene Ontology annotation, cellular component: heterotrimeric G-protein complex. Lineage: Eukaryota; Fungi; Ascomycota; Leotiomycetes; Helotiales; Sclerotiniaceae.
AUGGGUUGCGGUAUGAGCACUGAGGAGAAGGAGGGAAAGGCCAGGAACGAGGAGAUUGAGAACCAACUCAAGAGGGAUAAGAUGCUGCAGCGAAAUGAAAUCAAGAUGCUUCUCCUUGGAGCUGGUGAAUCCGGAAAGUCUACUAUCUUGAAACAGAUGAAACUUAUCCAUGAGGGAGGUUAUUCGCGCGACGAGCGAGAAUCAUUCAAAGAAAUUAUUUUCAGCAACACAGUCCAAUCAAUGCGCGUUAUCCUCGAAGCCAUGGAGUCCCUGGAAUUACCUCUCGAUGAUCAAAGAGCAGAAUACCAUGUCCAAACCAUCUUCAUGCAGCCACAACAAAUUGAAGGAGACAAUUUACCACCCGAGGUCGGAAGUGCUAUUGCUGCUUUAUGGAAGGAUGCUGGUGUUCAAGAUUGUUUCAAGCGAUCAAGAGAAUAUCAAUUGAACGACUCUGCUAGAUACUACUUUGAUAACAUCGAAAGAAUCGCUCAACAUGAUUACAUGCCAAACGAUCAAGAUGUCCUUCGCUCCCGUGUCAAGACCACGGGUAUCACCGAAACCACCUUCAUCAUUGGAGACCUCACCUACCGCAUGUUCGAUGUUGGAGGACAACGUUCCGAGCGAAAGAAGUGGAUCCAUUGCUUUGAGAAUGUCACGACAAUCCUCUUCUUGGUCGCUAUCUCCGAGUACGAUCAACUGCUUUUCGAAGAUGAAACUGUCAACCGUAUGCAAGAAGCGCUUACACUUUUCGACUCGAUUUGCAAUUCAAGAUGGUUUAUCAAGACGUCAAUUAUCUUGUUCUUGAACAAGAUCGAUAGAUUCAAGGAGAAGCUUCCCGUCAGUCCUAUGAAGAACUACUUCCCAGACUAUGAAGGUGGAGAUGAUUACGCUCUCGCAUGUGACUACAUCCUGAACAGAUUCGUCAGUCUCAACCAGCACGAGACAAAACAAAUCUACACCCAUUUCACUUGCGCUACCGAUACUACGCAAAUUAGAUUCGUCAUGGCGGCUGUUAAUGACAUCAUCAUACAAGAAAACCUCCGCUUGUGUGGUCUGAUAUAA